CUAUAAAUGAACAGUUCCAACUGGAGAGGCUACUCUCAGUUAUUUACUGAAGCUAAAUCUGUAGACAAUAGGUUUGUGAAACAAGAUUAUAAAGACGGUUUACAUCCAAAAGUUAAGAAAAUAAAAGCCAGAGAAGUCAAUUUGUUUAAGAAUGACCCGAUAAAAAUAAGGAUCAUCCAAUCAAGACCAUUCAAUAAAGCUUGUGUCAUCCAGAUACGAUUCACUUCCAAUUGCUGGAUCACAAAUUAAUCAAGAAUUUUUAAAGUAUAAGAAAGAUUUAGAAAAGAAAGUCAGAAUUGAAAGAAAUAAUUUCAAAUAGUCAAAAGAAAGAGAGACAAAUAUUGCAAUCGUCUAAGAUCCCCCUGCCUGAUAAAUUUAAUGUUAACCAACUUCUCAGGAGAAUAACAACUUUAAUGGUGGAUAAGAAGAUUAAUGACCACAAGUUACAAUCGCAGCAAAGCAGUGUUUUUAAUCCUCAAAGAUUUAUAUCACCAAGAGCUUCAGACAAAAAGAAACUUUUGUUCUCUCAAUCUUUAAGAGCAGGAGCAAUAUCUCUUCCCAAAUAAAGCUCAAGGGCGCUCUAAUGGAUACACAGAAGCUCUACGUAAAAAUAAUAAUAGGCAAAGCAGAUUCAGGCCAUUGAAAGAGAAAGCACCCAAAAAGCUAAAUCUCAAAAAUCUUAACAUGGACCUCAAUGUGAUUGGAGCAGGUUCUAUCCAAAAAGAUACAGGCGAUAAGUUUAAAUUGAUUUGGGACUCCAAAAAGGUUAAAAUGUACCAACAAAAGCUUUCAGUAAUUAACUCAAGAAAGGGUUCUGGAACACCCUCUAACUUUGGAGAAGAUUACUCUAAAAUAAAGUUAAAGCAAGAUAGUUUUCAGGUCAAGCUAGUACCGAAGUUCCUUGAAAGUGGCAUUACCAAAAUAUCCAAAAUUUUAGAUGAUUCUGCUGAUGCAAAUGGAAAAUCAAUUCAGGAACUGAUAACAGACAACUUCGGAAUUAAAUCAACCCCUUAUCACAAAUAUUUCAAUGAAAGUGUAGAGAAAUCCAGGGCUGAAUCAGAGCAUUCUGAAGAACAAGAAGCUAAAGGUGUUCUCAAGAAACGAGAGAAAGGACUUUUUAAGGAAUUAGAACAGAAGUUUAGCAAAAUAGCUCGAUCUAAUGUUUCUGCUAGAGAUAUUCAAAAAUCAUGAGCUUAUGAUCUUAAGUUUCAUAACUUGCUGAAAAGGAUCUGUGGAGAUCAUACCAAGAAACAGUUUAGCAGACAUUUAAAAAUGCUAGAGUUUAGUAAUGGAUAUCAAGUGUCAAAGAGGUCCACAACUGCUUCAAGAUCAAAACCUUUAAGGCAUUUAUUUAAGUCUUUAUAA
Messenger RNA from Moneuplotes crassus, 1365 nucleotides. The record is from the annotation of a GenBank genome assembly. Lineage: Eukaryota; Ciliophora; Spirotrichea; Euplotida; Euplotidae.